CGUAACAAUUAGACGACUGACGUCGCGGUGAAAUGAUAAACUCGACUUGCAUGCCGGUGGCGACAAGUCUUGCCAUUUAGUUACCGCGGCUCGUUUACGUCAGCGUCGAAGUAGCGUCACUUACUUACGUCAGUUACGUAGGCUUGGUGGCUUGGAGGAAGGAAACCGACAAGUGGGCUCGCUGCGCACUGUUGGCCGAGUGAAGCGACGACUCCUUUCCUGUACUUUUUUUUUCUUUCUUUUUUUUCUCGGUGGCACGUUUGGGGGGGAGAUUAUUUUCUGCACCCGGGGCGACAUUCGACACUGUCUAUUGAAGAAGAUAUGUAGUGAGUCGGUAAGUAGCUUGUUGUCACCGACAACGAAGCGAGCUGCUCCGCGUGCUAAAGCUAACACGCUAACUUCCAAACUCCUGAAGGAGUUGUGUCAUUAUUUCGGGGUGUCUGCUUGACAGAGAUUACACGACAAACCGGUGUUUCUUCGUUCACUCACAACUUAGCACCGGCGGUGGUAGGCGGACGUUAUGGCUUCAGAUGUGAUAGAAAGCGAGGUAACUCUGAAGGCGGUGAGUGACAGCAACUUGAACAAUAGUCGCCCAGAUUUUGGCACACCCAGGCGGACACACGACAACAGACGCACGUCCAGUCCGUCGUCGUCUGGGGUGUCGGGAGAAGUGGACGAGGAGGAGAUGGACGAGCUCCAACAGAGCACGACGUCCACGGUGGAAAAUGGCGAGGAGGCACUUGAAGCGUGUUUAACCAAAACAAGCAGCAGUCCACAGGAAAGGACGAGUCUGGACAAUGAGCAGAACCCUGGUGCCCCAGUGAGCCUCCCUCAACCAUUCUCCACUGCUGGACCCAGUGGAAGCCUGGAGCGCCAGGAAUCCGUUGCCACGACAGAGGCCAGAUUAAGGAUGGAGGGAGUCGAGCUUAAGGAAGAGUGGCAGGAUGAGGACUUUCCACGGCCUCUACCUGAAGAGGAGGAGGAGCUUGAAGAGGAGUUGUUUGCUGGAGGCUCUGAAGAGGGAGAUCCUGUGAACCACAAUAAGAAGGAGAAGAAGAAGCUCACAGCUCCAGACAUCAGCCUCACUCUUGACCGCAGUGACGGGUCCAUUCUUUCUGAUGAGUUGGAUGAAAGUACAGAGCUGGACUUGGAUGACAUGGACACACCCUCCGACAACAGCAAUGAAUUUGAAUGGGAAGAUGAUCUUCCCAAGCCUAAAACUACAGCGCUACUAGAGAAGGGCGUGGAGUCAGUCAAGCAGUACUCGGCCUCGGACGAGAGGGAGGAGGGCCGGCGCUGGAGGGUGUUUCGCAUCGGAGACCAGGAACACAAAGUGGACAUGACAGCCAUUGAACCUUACAAGCGGGUUAUAAGCCAUGGAGGUUACUACGGAGAUGGCUUGAAUGCUAUAAUUGUUUUUGCUGUGUGCUUCAUGCCUGAGAGCAGUCAACCAAAUUACAGAUACAUCAUGGACAAUUUAUUCAAGUAUGUCAUCGGCACCCUGGAGCUUUUGGUGGCGGAGAACUAUAUGAUUGUGUAUCUUAACGGGGCGACGUCACGAAAAAAGAUGCCAACUGUCGGCUGGCUCCGAAAGUGUUAUCAGCAGAUUGACAGAAGGUUAAGGAAGAAUUUAAAAUCUUUGAUAAUCGUCCAUCCCUCUUGGUUCAUUCGCACCCUGCUGGCACUCACAAAACCUUUUAUUAGCUCCAAAUUUAGUCAAAAAAUCAAGUUUGUGUACAGCCUGACAGACCUUGCGGAGUUAGUUCCGAUGGAGUACGUAUCCAUUCCAGAUUGUAUCAAGCUGUUUGACGAGGAAAAAAAUAGGAAAAGCCGUAAAAGGUUUACAAUGGGACUUUUUUGAUAUUUGGAUCGACCACGACGUGCACGGCAAAGUGGAGACGGCCACCGCCGCCGUUCCCAAGUGAUCCUGCGAAAGUACACAGGAGGAGGAUGAUGAAGACUGUUCGACUCGUUGCCACUCUUUCUUUGAGCAUGUUUGUAUUUUGGGGUGGUGUGACUGGAAGUUUUUGCAUCAGGAAAGUGCCUUGUUAAAACGAUGCUGCCUCUUACAUCGUGGAACAUUUUACCAGUUGCGUUACUCCGAAGCAGCUCUAGGCUUGUUUCCUCUCCCCACAUGUUUUCCAAGAGGUUUUUAAUCCUUUUUGUCUUGUUGUAAUUUACUGUCGCUGUAUCCUGUCAAAAUGACCUUCGCUUCAUCCUGUUGUAUCUAUUCUUUAUUUAAAGCACUAUGUUACAAACAUUUGAAUCAGUUGAUGCAUGUACUGCUUUAUUACAUUUAAAUAUAUUUAUAUUCAAAAAGGUGAAAAAGGAAAGUAAUAUAUUUUUAUGUUUGCUCUGAUUUUUAAAAGUGCAUUUUUAGGUCUCUGACCCAGCCCCCUCCCUUUUAAAGGCAAUUCACACAUUUUCAUUUACCUGGGGAAAAUAAAUCCACCCCCAAAUACCUGCAA
Molecule: messenger RNA, 2468 nt
Organism: Phyllopteryx taeniolatus (common seadragon)
Lineage: Eukaryota; Metazoa; Chordata; Actinopteri; Syngnathiformes; Syngnathidae
Gene: bnip2
Product: BCL2 interacting protein 2
Exons: 12
Coding region: 521-1861 (446 amino acids)
Biological process (GO): apoptotic process
Cellular component (GO): cytoplasm
Source: RefSeq, a predicted model, not a curated record